AUGUCUUCCCUCCGCGACCUUGUCAGUAAACUUUCCAUCGGCGAAAGCGGCGAGUUGCUCGUCCUUAGCUUUGACAUUGGCACUACGCAGUCGGGUGCUGCUCUUGCUUAUGUCGCGCCUGAAGCCAAGGGGUCUCGUGCACCUGCGGUCUUGGAAAAGCUGCCCGGUCAAACACCCGGCAAAGCCAAAAUUCCCUCGGUCCUCAUGUACGAUAAGAAGGGGGUUUGCCACGAAAAAUGGGGAAGCCAAGUCUAUGAUCUCGAUCGCAAAGAAAAGGCAGCUUUGAAGAGCGGCGAACUCGUCAAAUCUGAAUGGUUCAAAUUGUACAUCGAUCCCGAACGCCGAAUCAACAAGAAGGCUUUCGUCUCCGACAAGUCGAAGGAGCUCCCUCCCGGCAAGACUGGCUUCGAUUUAUGGGGCGACUUCUUGGGCAAACUGACCGUCGCUGCGAAGCAAGCGGCCCGCGAGGAGUGGGCGAUUACCUGGAUUCCCGAACUCGAACAACGUCAAAAAGUCAAGUAUAUCAUCACGAUUCCGGUCGCCUGGCAGAAAGAUCCGGCUACUAUGAUGGCUCUGCGCAAGCAAGCGCUCAGGGUCGGGUUGAUUACUGAAGAGACUUCCUCCUGCUUGAGCUUCUGCUCGGAGAGUGAAGCUUCUGCACUGCACUGCCGUAAUGAUGUGUUCCUCGUGAUCGAUGCCGGAGGUGGUACCGUCGAUUUUACCUCUUACAAGAUCAGCAAGACUGAGCCUCUAGAGCUCGAGGAGAUCGGCGCGGAUUCCAAGGUUUGCCUUUACCACGGCUCAACCUACGUCGACGGGUCGUUUCAAGAGGUUCUCACCGCCCAUUUGGAGCAAGAAUACCCUCUCACCAAGGCGACCGAGAAGCACAUCGAAGCGGCGAAACGUAUGUUUUCCACCUUGCGCAAGCCCGAGUUCACCUUCAAGAAAAAGGUCACUGGUUUCUGGGACAUUUCCGAGAACGAGGACGACUUCGAUGAUGGGGGCAUUGAGGUUCCUUGGUCGCUUAUGGAGGAGGCCUUCAAGCCUCACGUCGAUCUGAUUGUUGAGACCGCCUCGGCCAUUACGCAGCAAGACUCGCCCAAGUUCAUCUUUUGCUCCGGGGGCUUCGGCGAUAGUCCAUACCUUCGUGAGCGACUGGAAGCCAUCAAGGGGGUUCAGAUCGUCCAGCCGGAACAGACCGCCUCUUCUUCAGGAUCGAAGGCUGUUACUCUCGGUGCCUGCUUAUACGGCCUGAGAUCCUGGGUACAGAAGAGAAUCACAUCGAAGUGCAUUGGUUGCAAUACUUAUCACAAGAUUCCUUCUUGGCACAUGCCCGACCCGGAAGAAAGCAAGAACUUGGUCAGGAGGUAUGGCAACAACUAUGUCUACAAUAAUUUCACUCCGAUCAUCGAGCACAACCAAACGGUCAAUCGCAAGGAUUACUAUUCCAGUGCAUUACAGAAAGAAUUCCCUUAUCCUUUCGACGGUCCUGGAAAGCAAUGCACGUUCAAGGUACUUGAGUCCAACGCUACAGUCACCCCGAAAUGGUGCGAUGAUAAAGGGAUCACGGAGCUUGGUAGUUUCGAAUUCUUCAUCCCGAAAGAUGCGCCGCACGAGAUCGAGGUUACUCCUGACGGCACCAGGCUGGUAAACUACAACUUCGAAAUUCGCGUUUAUAGCGGGGAAACCGAGUUGCGUGCCGCGAUCUACAGCGAUGGCGAGAUUCUCGGCAAGAGCGCCUACCUCGAAGGACCCGCCGACCUCAUCGACGACUAG
This is a messenger RNA of Filobasidium floriforme, 1776 nucleotides long. RefSeq lists its product as uncharacterized. The transcript is spliced from 16 exons. NCBI's taxonomy places the organism in Eukaryota, Fungi, Basidiomycota, Tremellomycetes, Filobasidiales, Filobasidiaceae. The record is from RefSeq and is a predicted model, not a curated record. Bases 1 to 1776 code for a protein of 591 amino acids.